This is a messenger RNA of Lemur catta (Ring-tailed lemur), 3304 nucleotides long. RefSeq names its product receptor like tyrosine kinase (gene RYK). Gene Ontology annotation, molecular function: ATP binding; protein kinase activity. Lineage: Eukaryota; Metazoa; Chordata; Mammalia; Primates; Lemuridae. The record is from RefSeq and is a predicted model, not a curated record. Gene Ontology annotation, cellular component: signaling receptor complex. Gene Ontology annotation, biological process: cell surface receptor protein tyrosine kinase signaling pathway; protein phosphorylation; multicellular organism development. Bases 216 to 2036 code for a protein of 606 amino acids. The transcript has 15 exons.
CCCCUGCAGCGGACGAUGCCGCCGAAGAGGCGGUGGCGGCGGAGGCGCGCUCUGGCGCUGUGAAGCGGCGGCUGGCUGCCACGGGCUGGCGGCGCGAUGACCUGGGCGGCCGCCCCCGGCUCGGGGCUGUGAGGGGCUCGGGGCCGGGGGUGGGCGGCGGCGCGGCGGGCAGCAGACGCUCCUCCUCGGCGGCGGCGGCGGCGGCGGCGGCGGCCAUGCGCGGCGCGGCGCGGCUGGGGCGGCCGGGCCGGGGCCGCCUCCCCGGGGCCCGCGGCCUGAGGGCUCCGCCGCCGCCGCUGCUGCUUCUGCUGGCGCUGCUGCCGCUGCUGCCCACGCCUGGCGCUGCCGCCGCCCCGGCCCCGCGGCCCGCAGAGCUGCCGCCUGCGGCCGCGGGGCCCAGCGUGAGCCUCUACCUGAGCGAGGACGAGGUGCGCCGGCUGAUCGGUCUUGAUGCAGAACUUUAUUAUGUGAGAAACGACCUUAUUAGUCACUAUGCUCUAUCUUUUAACCUGUUAGUACCCAGUGAGACAAAUUUCCUGCACUUCACUUGGCAUGCAAAGUCCAAGGUUGAAUAUAAGUUAGGAUUCCAAGUAGACAAUUUUGUGGCUAUGGACAUGCCCCAGGUCAACAUUUCUGUUCAGGGGGAAGUUCCACGCACUUUAUCAGUGUUUCGGGUCGAGCUUUCCUGUACUGGCAAAGUAGAUUCUGAAGUUAUGAUACUUAUGCAGCUCAAUUUGACAGUAAAUUCUUCAAAAAAUUUUACAGUCUUAAAUUUUAAACGAAGGAAAAUGUGCUACAAAAAACUUGAAGAAGUAAAAACUUCAGCUUUGGACAAAAACACUAGCAGAACUAUUUAUGAUCCUGUACAUGCAGCUCCAACCACUUCUACGCGUGUGUUUUAUAUCAGUGUAGGGGUUUGUUGUGCGGUUAUAUUUCUUGUAGCAAUAAUAUUAGCUGUUUUGCACCUUCAUAGUAUGAAAAGGAUUGAACUGGAUGACAGCAUCAGUGCCAGCAGUAGUUCACAAGGGCUGUCUCAGCCAUCCACCCAGACAACUCAGUAUCUGAGAGCUGACACACCCAACAAUGCAACUCCUAUCACCAGUUAUCCUACCUUGCGGAUAGAGAAGAACGACCUGAGAAGUGUCACUCUUUUGGAGGCCAAAGCCAAGGUGAAGGAUAUAGCAAUAUCCAGGGAGAGGAUAACUCUAAAAGAUGUACUCCAAGAAGGUACUUUUGGGCGUAUUUUCCAUGGAGUUUUAGUAGAUGAAAAAGAUCCAAAUAAGGAAAAGCAAGCAUUUGUAAAAACAGUUAAAGAUCAAGCUUCUGAAAUUCAGGUGACGAUGAUGCUCACUGAAAGCUGUAAGCUGCGAGGUCUUCAUCACAGAAAUCUUCUUCCUAUUACUCACGUGUGUAUAGAAGAAGGAGAAAAGCCCAUGGUGAUAUUGCCUUACAUGAACUGGGGGAAUCUUAAAUUGUUUUUACGGCAGUGCAAAUUAGUAGAGGCCAAUAAUCCACAGGCAAUUUCUCAGCAAGACCUGGUACACAUGGCUAUUCAGAUUGCCUGUGGAGUGAGCUACUUGGCCAGAAGGGAAGUCAUCCACAAAGACCUGGCUGCUAGGAACUGUGUCAUUGAUGACACACUUCAAGUUAAGAUCACAGAUAAUGCUCUCUCCAGAGACUUAUUCCCCAUGGACUAUCACUGUUUGGGGGAUAAUGAAAACAGGCCAGUUCGGUGGAUGGCUCUUGAAAGUCUGGUUAAUAAUGAGUUCUCUAGCGCUAGUGAUGUGUGGGCCUUUGGAGUGACGCUGUGGGAGCUUAUGACUCUGGGCCAGACACCCUAUGUGGACAUCGACCCCUUUGAAAUGGCCGCAUACUUGAAAGAUGGUUACCGAAUAGCCCAGCCGAUCAACUGUCCUGAUGAACUAUUUGCUGUGAUGGCCUGUUGCUGGGCCUUAGAUCCAGAGGAGAGGCCCAAAUUUCAGCAGUUGGUACAGUGUCUUACAGAGUUCCAUGCAGCCCUGGGAGCCUAUGUCUGACUCUUCUCUCAAAAUCCCAUAGCAUCAAGAGGAAGGUGCCUGGCGGGGCUCACCUGGAGCCUGUCAUGGACACUUCAUAUAUGUCACAAUGCCAGCAGAAGCACAUUUGUCUUCCAGAACACCGUGCCUUAGGAAUGCUUUAGAAUCUGAACUUUUAAAGACAGACUUAAUAAUGUGGAAUAUUUUCUAGAUAUCACUUUUAUUAGGUUGAACUGAAAGGGUUUUUGUAAAUUUUUUGGCCAAAAUUAUUUUAAAACAUAGUUACUUUGGACUAGGGGUGCAUUCUUACAAAAUAAAUAAACAGUUUUUUUUUAAUUGUUUAGACACAGAUAUUUGGAAUAGCUAUCUUAGUGCCAACUGCUUUUUAUUUUUUUACUUCAAGGUAAUGUAGGUGACUCACCUUUAAAGUUUUUUUAAUAUUAUUUUUAUCACUACUCUUGGAAAUGGUUUGUCUUCAAGAUACAAUACUUUUCUUAAGAAAGGAAAACAUAGUAAAAAGGCGUCUGGUUUGCCUUGUACAAGAAAAGGUAAGAAGAAAACUUGAAAGCUAGAGGAAAAAAUUGAAAGAAUUUUUUUUAAUACUUAUUGGAAACAGACUGCUCUUGCAUGGAAAAUUGUUUACUUUUUUAGGAAAAGUAAACUUUCCUAUUUAAAUAAGAAAGUAAGCUUUCUUAUUUUUGGGAGAAAUAAGAGCUGAGUUCAUUACAUCUUAAAUUUGGCAGAAAUUAGCCUUUCUGUGAGCCAGAAGGGGAUUGGGGAAGACCAUAGUAAGCAAUGGUGAUUUUAUUUAUUUUUACUCUCUGGAAAAGGAGAUAACACAAUUCCAGAAAGUGAAAUCAUGUUUCUAAGGUUAAGAUUCCCUUUUAUUGCACCUAGAAUAGUGCUAUGCACAGAGUGGGUGCUUGUAUUAUUGUGGUUUAAAAAAAAAUGUAAGCUGAUAAAUUUUGUGCUUAUCUUCAAGGCUGGCUUAAGUAUAAAAUUGUUUUUUAAAACACUUGAAAAAUUAAAGGAUUUGUUUUAUAUUAUGACAGGAGUGAAAAUAUUGCUCAUAAUGAACAGUUCUUGCAUAUAUUAAGUCUUUGGACAUGCAACAGCUAGAUAUUCAUGUUUUAUUUCAUGAGUGUCUCACUCAGGCUCCAAAGUCCUAACACAUUACAGCUGACUCAGCCUCCAGGUUCUAAUAAAAAGUUGGAAUUAUUAUUGUUACAGGAACUAUUAUGAUACUGAAGCAUUUCUCCAGAGCCAAUAAAAUUAGGGGUUUGUGUGUA